Molecule: messenger RNA, 6354 nt
Organism: Trichoderma asperellum CBS 433.97
Lineage: Eukaryota; Fungi; Ascomycota; Sordariomycetes; Hypocreales; Hypocreaceae
Product: putative secondary metabolism biosynthetic enzyme
Biological process (GO): proteolysis
Molecular function (GO): lipase activity; phosphopantetheine binding; serine-type peptidase activity
Source: RefSeq, a predicted model, not a curated record
AUGGACACAGCUAAUGUAUCGGGAGUUAUUUUCUCCCCCCAAAGUCACGCAACCCCAAAGUCGUAUCUUGAUCGAAUUCACUCAAUUCUCAAAGGAUCGGCCGUCUAUGUGCCCCUUUGCAAAGCUGUCUCAAGACUUCCAGAUACAUGGCAGGAGCUUGCUAAUCAGCAUCCUAAGAUUGCUCCUCUGGAGCACGGCCUUGCCUAUGCAAGAUAUUUUCCAACAUGGCUCGAAACGGGAGAGACUUCAGGAUUGGAAGGUAACAUGUCAGGGAUUGUCACAUUGCCACUAUUGACAAUAAUACAUACUGUUCAAUAUGUCCAGUACUUACAGCAGACCGGUAUCACACAUGCUGAAUUCUUACUCAGCCUACGGUCGGGAGGCGUUCAGGGAUUCUGCGCUGGACUCAUGGCGGCUAUGAUUGUUGCAGCGUCAAAAAACGAAACUGAACUCAUAGAAAAUGCUGCCAAAGCUGUCCGAAUAUCCUUUGGGAUAGGGGCUUUCGGCGAAGUUGGUUCCGAUCCAACCUCGUUGGGUUCCACCACUAUGGUGGUACGGUUGAGAUCUGGUUCUGAAGUUGAAGAAAUCACACACGAGUUCCCAGAAUCCUACGUUUCUGCCAUAUCCGACUCCAAGACGAUAAGUCUCAUUGCUCCUUCGUCGAAGAUUGCUACAAUCCGGGCGUAUAUCGAAAAGCUGGGACUAUCAGCCAAGAUGGUUCACAUGCGAAGCAAUAUACAUAAUCCAAAGAAUAUGACUCUUGCGGAUGAGCUAUUGGGUUUCUGUCUGCGCAGUUCAGACUUACAGCUACCAAAUAGUGAGGAUCUCCAAGUUCCCGUACGAUCAAACCGCAAUGGCCAAGUCCUUUCAAACUGCUCUCUUACAGCCGAAAUCAUAACCACUAUCCUCACAUCAUGUUGCGACUGGGAUACUGUCAUCAACAAUCUAGUACAUGAUCUCCAACAGACGGGAAACCAGUCUCACCGCAUAGCCAUGAUUGGCCUCGGAGACUGCAUACCGCUCUCGCCGUUUCAGAAGAACGACCUCGACAUUACAAAGUUGGAUAUCAUGAGCAUCACUGAAGGUUUGAAAAAGCCUCCGAGAGAUCAUUGUCUAUCAUCGCUCGAUCUUUUCCCACCCAGUUCAAUCGCUGUGGUAGGCGCUGCCUGUCGCUUACCAGGGGCAAAUACGCUGGAAGAACUCUGGGACCUCAUUUCUAGGGGAGAAUCCCGGCUUGAAAUCUUACGUGAGGAUCGAGUAAAGCUGAAAGAGUCCUUCCGAGCAUCACAAGAUAAAGAUUGGGCUACAGGGCGAACGUGGUUUGGCAAUUUUGUUGAUGGAAUUGACAAGUUUGACCACAGCUUUUUUGGUAUAAGCCAGAAAGAGGCGGCAUACAUGGACCCCCAGCAGCGUCUUUUAUUAAGCUGUGCCUAUGAGGCUAUGGAUGCCAGCGGAUAUCUGCAUAACCACCGGCGAGAGAAUGGCGAUCCAAUCGGUUGUUUCAUCGGUGCAAGUUAUACCGAGUAUUCUGAAAAUGUCACCGCAUAUGCACCCUCAGCAUUCGCCGCAACCGGAACCAUUCGCGCCUUUCUUUCUGGCAAAAUCAGUUACCACUUUGGCUGGACGGGGCCUUCGGAGGUCAUUGACACAGCAUGCUCAGCCUCAUUAGUGGCUGUUCAUCAUGCCUGCAGAGCUAUCCAGGCUGGUGACUGCCCUAUGGCCCUUGCUGGCGGAGUCAACAUCAUCACCGGCAUUCAGAACUACAUUGAUCUAGGGAGAGCCGGGUUUCUCAGCAAAUCUGGUCAAUGCAAGCCUUUCGAUGAGUCUGCAGAUGGCUACUGCCGGGCAGACGGUGUAGGGCUUGUUGUUCUGAAACCGCUCAGCCAGGCAAUUGCUGACAGGAAUCAUAUCCUUGGCGUUAUCCCUGCUUCGGCUACAAACCAAGGCGGCCUAUCUCACGGGAUUACAGUACCGCAUGGAGAUGCUCAGAAAGCACUUUACCGGCAGAUAGUCAAAACUGCGGGUAUAGAUCCCGGGCAAAUUACGUAUGUAGAGUCUCAUGGUACUGGAACUCAAGUGGGGGACCCUAUCGAAAUCGCCAGCAUUCGCGAAGUGUUUGGGGGACCAUCUCGGCCAUCUUCUGUGCACAUCGGAUCUCUCAAAGCCAAUGUUGGCCAUAGUGAAACUGCUGCAGGAGUUGCCAGUCUUCUCAAGGUUCUCGCCAUGUUCGCUCAUCGAGGCAUUCCCCCACAGGCCGGGUUCAACACGUUGAAUCCGAAAAUUCCUGCGCUUGAAUCUGACAACCUAAGGAUUGCAACCAAGUUGGUUCCAUGGGAAGCGAAAACUCGUAUGGCCUGUGUAAACAGCUACGGUGCUUCAGGAAGCAAUGCUGCGCUUAUCUGCUCGGAAUGGAUUGCGGGGAGCGAGAAGCCAAAAAUUAAUUCACCGUCGUCCUACCCAGUCUUUUUAAGUGCGAAUACACAAGAAAGUUUGAGAGCCUACGCCGAUCGACUAGCUUCAUACAUUCAAGACUCUGAGCAAGGAUUAAACAUUGGCAGCGUCGCAUUCACCCUUAGUGAGCGCCGAAAACACCAUCGAAUCCGAUGGUCUACCACUGCGCACAGUCUAUCUGAUCUAGCGCAUCAGUUGAAAGCAGAUCUUGUAAAUAGUGUUGAAAUACCCAAAACGAGAAAACCUGUUGUUCUUGCUUUUUCGGGCCAAUCAAAGACAAAAAUCGGCCUUGAUCCAAGUCUAUGCGACGUGUAUCCAAGGUUUCGAGCCCAUUUGGAGAAUUGCAAUAGCAUCCUCCGGAGAUUGGGCUACUCAGAUAUUAUGUCUUCUCUCUGCCAGUCGGAGGCUGUCACAGACGUGGUUGCACUUCAUGCGGGUACUUUUGCCGUUCAAUAUGCUUGUGCGAGUUGCUGGCUAGAAGCUGGCUUACAGGUAGACGCAGUGAUUGGCCAUAGUCUGGGCGAGCUCACAGCACUGGCUGUAUCCGGAGUUCUUUCUUUGGAAGAUGCUCUGCAUUUGGUUGCGAAACGAGCAUCGUUGAUCAAGGCCAAAUGGGGCUCCGACUCCGGAGCAAUGCUGGCCAUUUAUUCUGACUUGGAGACCACGCAAAGAAUCAUAGCAGACUCCGAGACGGAGUUCAUAGAUGACGGAGUAGAAAUUGCAUGCUAUAAUAGCCCCACCGCCCACAUUGUUGCUGGAAAGCAAUCUUCCACCGCAAGAGUUGAGAGAAUAAUCAACAACAACCCUCAGUUCAGUGGCAUCCGGUAUCAGCGUCUUGAUGUCAGCCAUGGUUUUCACUCUAGGUUGACUGAACCUUUGCUCCCAGAUUUGAUGGACUUUGCAAAGACGUUGACGUUUAACGCGCCUCGCAUUCCCCUGGAGACAUGCACAGAGAUGCCAGUUAGUGACAUAACGCCUGGUUACAUCACUAAACACUCAAGGCAUGGCGUCUAUUUCAGUCACGCCAUUCGGCGAUUAGAGAGCCGGCUUGGGCCCUGCGUUUGGCUAGAGGCUGGAUGGCACACACCGGUCAUCUCCAUGACAAAGAAAGCACUUGAAAAGUCUGGGGUGCACACCUUCCAGUCCCUAAGUGGCUCGUUCUCGGCAGUCACUAAUGCGGCAGCUGGUCUUUGGAAACAAGGUCUUUCGGUCUCGUGGUGGGGGUUCUCUUCUCCUGAAGAAUCGAAACUCCGCCAUGUUUGGCUUCCACCGUGCACAUUCGAUAGUUCUCGCCAUUGGUUGGACCACGUAGAUCGCGCAAUCGAAAUCCAGCGAUCUCAGGCUCCAACUCAGCCCACAAAUGGAAGAGUUACUUCCCAAUCUACCCAGCUAGUGAGCUUCAUUGGUAAGGUGGGAAGAGAUGACGAAUUCCGGCUAUACACUCAGAGUGAAAAGUACAGAAACACGGUCACAGGUCAUGCUCUUCGUCAACGGCCCCUGUGCCCCGCAUCGAUGUACAUGGAAUCCGCAGUGAUGUGCGCCCAAGAGAGAGGGGCGGAUUUUGACGGACAGACGUUCCAUUUCCGUAAGAUUGGCUUUCAUAGUGGUUUAGGCUGUGAUGACCGCCGGGAAGUGAGAGUCAUGUUAGUAGAGGAUACAAAUGUCAACUCAUGGCGGUUUUCAGUCAAUAGCACUGACAAAGAGGACCGAAGGUCUUUGAAGACAAAGCAUGCAGAUGGACAAUUUGAGACAUUAGAAAAGGCGCCAGACUUUCGGAUUUAUGAGACAUUGAUACUGGAACGCAUGGAAAGUUUGCUCAAGGAUCGCAAUGCAGAGCAUUUGAUGAAAAGAACUGCGUAUGCCUUAUUCUCAAGAGUCGUUGAGUAUGCCGAUCUGCUGAAGGGCAUUUCGUCUAUCACGCUGGCUCCCGGUCAGGCUGUAGCCGAAAUAGAGGUUCCAGCAGAGACAUUUGCCUGCCAUGAGAGUACGGUUGAUCGUUUUAUGGAUGCCAUAUCGCUGGAUACCUUUAUUCAGGUCCUCGGCUUAUUGAUUAACACAAGUGGGAAGAAUGCUGGUGAUGAAGUCUUUGUUGCAACCAGCAUAGAAAACAUGACAAUUCUACCAUGUGACUUUAAGAGCCAGCGAAGAUGGGCUGUCUACGCCAUGUUUGGUAUGGAUGGAGAUAGGCGAGCGGUUGGGGACGUCUUUGUCUUUUCUGGUGAUAGAAAGCUGGUCGUCUUUGGGUCACAAAUCUCCUUCACAAAAAUCCAAUCCAGCAUACUUGAAGGACUUCUCGACGGCACCAAUCCGCGAGUGAACGUGGCCAAACCAUGCACUCCUGAGAGUAGAAUUGAACACAGUAGAGUUCCUGUUGUUGCGAGACAAGAACCUAUCACGACCCAACUACUCGACCAGCGGGCAACAAUUGGCAUUUCGUCUUCAAAGGAGCCACAGGGAUCUCACCAUAACUUUGAAGACGUCAUAGCACUGGUUGCCAGUUACGUCGGAUUAUCGGCGUCCGAUAUCCACGAAGAUGAAAGCUUCAGCAGUUUAGGUUUGGACUCACUGUCUGCCGUCGAGCUUGCGGAUGAGUUGCGAGUCAAGUUUAGCAUCGAAAUAUCUGCGAGCGACAUCUUGACAGUUCAAGUGACUGAACUUCGAAAUUACUUUUUGUCUCAUGGGAAACAGUCGAGCGCGACAACAAAUUCGCACAGCACUAUGGCGGGUGAGCUACCGAAACCUACAAAUGGAGAUAAUAUGUUAACCAAUGGCGCCGCUGUUGAACAUGAGGAUAGCCACGAAAGUGUCAAAGGAUACGCCAACGGAAAUGCCAAUGGUAACACUACCAAUCACACAAAUGGCUAUCUAGCCAAACCAUCAAAACCCCGACAACAUGUCAGACACCGAGUUGAAACAGUGACUUAUAAAGAGGUCGAUGGCAUCGAAAUCUCAGCGGAUGUCUUCAUACCGCUGGAGCCACUCUCUGAAAUCAUGCCUAUAGCAUUAAUGAUUCAUGGCGGCGGCCAUUUGACACUCUCAAGAAAGGCUAUACGGCCUUCGCAAACAUCGUUUCUACUUACACAUGGAAUCUUGCCAAUAAGUCUAGAUUAUCGGCUAUGUCCCCAGGUAAAUAUCAUCGACGGGUCGAUGACAGAUGUUCGGGACGCCUAUAUCUGGGCAAGAACAGAGCUUCCAUUCUUUAUGCGGGAAAGGGGUAUCAAUGUUGAUGCCUCAAAGAUUGUGAUUGUUGGCUGGUCCACUGGAGGACAUUUAGCAAUGACUACUGCUUGGACAACGCCAGCAGCUGGUCUGCCACCACCAUUAGCCAUCCUCGCAUUUUACUGCCCAACGCACUAUGACCCUUCAGACGACUCAUUGAGAAUGGGCAAAGAGUAUCAGCCCCGCACGAUGUCUAUGAGCGAGAUACAGAAAGCACUAGGAUCUCAGACGGUCACGAGUCAUGCAUUUAAUAGCACUGAUACAACUAACAUGGGCUGGGUUAAACCUGGAGAUCCUCGCUCUGAGCUUGUUCUAGCUCUCGUAAAAGAGAAAAAUGGGGUGGCACUACUAUUGGAUGGCAUUCCAACUGAUGGUGACACCCUGGAAGCCCCAAAGCCAGAGCGUGUUGCAGCCAUCAGCCCGUUGGUUCAAGUACAAAAGGGCAACUAUCACACACCGACCUUUGUCCUCAUUGGAGACGAGGAUGAAAUCGUUCCAUUCCAUACUUCUGUGAACUUUGUCAACGCUCUCCAAAAACAAGGAAUUAGAAAUGGAUUCAUUCCGGUACCAGGACAGCGCCACAUUUAUGAUCUAAGCCUGAGUCCCGGAAUGGCGAAAUGGGACGAUUGGGUGGCCCCGGGUUACAAGUUUUUGUUUGACAUACUGGGGAUUAACUCGGAAUGA